Molecule: messenger RNA, 723 nt
Organism: Corapipo altera (White-ruffed manakin)
Lineage: Eukaryota; Metazoa; Chordata; Aves; Passeriformes; Pipridae
Exons: 3
Coding region: 1-723 (240 amino acids)
Source: RefSeq, a predicted model, not a curated record
AUGGGGGAAAAGCUGAAAACUAAAUCAAACCGCCCCGAGCGUUCGAAAUCGCUGCUCCGCCGGGCACGCUGGAGGAGAGGGGGAAAGGGAGAGAGAAAAUCAGCCGCAGCCGCGUUUUCCAAAAAGCCGGAGCGAGCGUUCCUGCUCGCCGUCGCUUCCAAGAAACGGAGAGAACCGGGGAGGAAAAUUGCGGUGAUUCAUCGCGGGCAGAUCGGAGGCAGGAAAUGGGAGUUCGCUGCCUGCCCCGUGCCCGGCGUGGGCUCCGUGGGCUCGGGCUCGCCGGGGCCUGGCUGGUGGCGCGGGCCUGACGCCAGCGGGUCGAGCAUCCCUGCGCCACGGCGGGAGCUGCCGGAGGAGCCACCGGCAAAGGGAAAACAACCAGCGGAGGCCGGGACCCGCAGCACCGGGAAUUUUUCACCUGCGUUUCUCCGGAGCCAUCCAAGCGGGAGCUGCCCGUGGCUGAGUCUCCGUGACACGAGUUGCGCCGGUCUCAGCCCGGCCGAGGGCUGCGAAGCACAAACCCCCUUGGGGUGUCUGGAGAGGGGCCGGGCACAUCCCUUGGUGGGUGCUCUGGCCGAAAAAGCAUCCCCAAACCUGCUGCCCCCAUCGCUGGUGUUUUGGGGAUCACCCCUGAAGGACAGCCACGGGGGUCUCGGAAUGCAGGGACAGCGGGAACAGGGGAUGCAGAGCUGGGAGAGGGGCAGGAUGGGAUUGGAACCUUAA